Messenger RNA from Staurois parvus, 400 nucleotides. The record is from the annotation of a GenBank genome assembly. NCBI's taxonomy places the organism in Eukaryota, Metazoa, Chordata, Amphibia, Anura, Ranidae.
AUGCGCACGCCACCAUUCGCAGCCUCGGCUGUCAAUCACCGGGUCCCGGCCAGUGAUUUCUCGCCAGCACUCGGUGAUCGUGGAGUAUCUCCGACGGGGAAGAGUCCUGUGUAUAAACAACACAGAUCUCUCCCCUGUCAGCUCCUACAGACUCCUUUGUAUGGCUCUGCAUAGCAGAGCCAGUGAAACAUAAACACAGCCCAGUAUCCGGCACAGAGCACAGUUAACCCUUUGAUCGCCCCACAUGUUAACCCCUUCCUGCCCAAUGCCAUUAGUACAGUGUCAGUGCUUAUUAUUAGCACUGAUCACUGUAUUGGUGUCACUGGGGAUGUCAGUGACACCAAGUCAGUUCCCUCCCCAGUGUCAGAAUGCCCGCCGCAGUCCCGCUAUAAGUCGCUGA